GGACACUAUCGACGGACAAGGACCAUAUAUUUCCUUCACCUUUGUCUUGGGGUUCUCUUCCCACUUCAACUCGUUUGCCGCCAUCAGCGAGCUUUCUCUGUUCUCUCCUCGGCGGAGGGCAUCCAAGAAACCCUAGAAAGAAAGGGGAAAAAAACGCCAUGGACGAUUCUAGGGUUUUUACUGGAGAAUCGAGCGGAAGCCCUCAUCACACGGGAGCUGGAAUCAUUUCCAAGAUCCGUCUGGAGAAUUUCAUGUGCCACAGCAGUCUCGAGAUCGAGUUUGGCGAGUGGGUGAACUUCAUCACCGGCCAGAACGGGAGUGGUAAAAGCGCGAUACUGACGGCAUUAUGUGUUGCGUUUGGAUCCCGGGCCAAAGGAACUCAAAGGGCAUCUUCACUGAAGGAUUUUAUAAAGACUGGCUGCAAUUAUGCUCUUGUGUCGGUGGAGAUGAAGAAUCAAGGGGAAGAUGCUUUCAAGCCAGAAGUUUAUGGUGAUCUUAUAAGAAUAGAGCGGAGGAUUUUAGAGUCAUCUAGCUCAACCAUUUUAAAGGAUAACCAAGGAAAGAAGGUUUCUCAUAGGAAGGACGAGCUUCGUGAACUUGUAGAACAUUUUAAUAUUGAUGUUGAAAAUCCAUGUGUCAUCAUGAGUCAAGACAAGAGCAGGGAAUUUCUGCAUUCGGGUAACGACAAGGAGAAAUUCAAGUUCUUUUUCAAGGCUACACUUCUUCAACAAGUAAAUGAGCUUUUAGAAAACAUUAGGGGCCAGCUGGAUGCUGCAAAUGCAAUGGUCGAUGAACUGGAAUCUUCAAUAAGACCCAUAUUAAAGGAACUUAAUGACUUGCAAGUUAAGAUUAAGAACAUGGAACAUGUUGAAGAAAUAUCUCUACAACUGCAACAGUUGAAGAAAAAAUUGGCAUGGUCGUGGGUAUUCGAUGUGGACAAGCAAAUCCAGAAACAAGGUGAACAGCUUGAAGAUUUGAAAGGUCGUAUUCCUACUUGCCAAGCCAGAAUUGAUCGUCAACUGGUCAAAGUGGAAGAAUUGAAGGGACAACUCCUCGAUAAGAAAAACCAAAUUACUUUUAUGAUGGAAAAGACAUCAGAAGUGAGGAAAAUGAAGGAUGAAUUGCAGCAUGAUCUUUCUUUGGCUACAAAAGAAAGGCUUGAGCUAGAAGAAGAACAUAAUCGCAGAAAUAAUGUUAUUCAGAAAAUGAUCAGCCAUGUUAGGCGGCUUGAACAACAAAUUCAUGAUAUUCGAGAGCAGCACGUUAAAAGUACACAGGCUGAUGAACAUGAGGUUGAGGAACGACUGAAGAAUCUCCAGGAGGAGGUGGAUUUGGCUAAUACAAGUCUUAAGAGAUUGAAGGAAGAAGAGGACGCUUUGAGUGAAAAGUUAUCUUUGGCAACAGAUGCCGUCAGGAAAAUUAAUUUAGAGAUCGAAGAGAACGAAAAAAAGUAUCGUGACAUUUGUGAUCACAUCCGUGAACUUCAGCGACACAGAAGUAACAAGGUAACUGCUUUUGGGGGAGAGAGAGUGAUCAGUCUUCUGCGUGCUAUUGAGAGGCACCAUAGAAAAUUCAAAAGGCCCCCUAUUGGUCCUAUUGGGGCUCAUGUGACAUUGGUUAAUGGUGAUAUAUGGGCACUGGCAGUUGAAAGUGCCAUUGGAAAAUUAUUAAACGCUUUUAUCGUGACGGAUCAGAAGGAUGCUCUUCUUUUACGACAAUGUUCUAGGGAAGCAAACUGCCAACAUCUUCAGAUUAUAAUAUAUGAUUUUUCCAGACCAAAGUUGAAUAUCCCUAAUCACAUGCUGCCUCAUACUGAUCAUCCAACUAUCCUUUCUGUUUUACAUGCCGAUAAUCCCACCGUAGUGAAUGUCUUGGUGGAUCAGGGUCAUGCUGAGAGACAAGUGCUUGUUAGAGAUUAUGAGGUGGGAAAAUCAGUUGUCUUUGAAAAAAGGAUUACAAAUCUCAAGGAGGUGUACACGUUGGAGGGCUAUAGGAUGUUCUCUAGAGGUUCUGUUCAGACUGUUCUGCCUCCAAACAAGAGGAUUAGGACGGGACGACUGUGCAGUUCGAUCGAUGAUCAAAUUAAUGGCUUCGAGAAGGAUGCUUCAAAAGCACAGGAACUUGUUUGUGUAGGCAAGGGAAGGAAAAGGGAUGCAGAGGAAGUUUGCCGGGAUCUUCGGGACAAAUUACAAAGUAUAAAGAAGCGGCGUCCAAAUACAGAGAGGGAUUUGAUGUCUAAGGAGAUGACAUUGUCUGAUCUUAAGAACUCCUAUGCUGCCAUGGCAAGUUCUCCCCUGGCACCAAAUGUUGAUGAGCUAUGUCAAGAAAUCUUGCAAGUGCAAGAAGAAAUACAAGAGAAGGAAAUUGUAUUAGAGAAGUUUAGAGUAAGGAUGACAGAGGCAGAAGUAAAGGCCAAUGAUCUUAAAAUAUCAUUUGAAAAUCUAUGUGACUCUGCAAAAGGGGAAGUUGAGGCCUUUGAGGAAGCUGAAAGGAAGUUAUUAUUGAUUGAAGAAGAACUGCAUUCUGCAGAAAAUGAGAAGGCUCAUUAUGAAGGGGUCAUGCAGAAGAAGGUUAUUCCUGAUAUCAAAGCUGCAGAAGCAGCCUAUGAGGAGCUCCAACAUAAUCGUCAGGAGAGCCACAAGAAGGCUUCGAUUAUUUGUCCCGAGAGUGAGGUGGAAGAUUUAGGUGGCUGUGCUGGGAGCACCCCGGAACAACUUAGUGCCCAAGUAAAAAGACUAAAUCAGAGACUGCAAAAUGAGAGCCAGAGAUAUCCUGAAUCUAUUGAUGAUCUCAGACUAAUGUAUGAGAAAAAAGAGCAAAGGAUUAAAAGAAAGCAGCAAACAUAUGAAGCCUUUCGCAACAAGCUGAAUGUGUGCCAAAAAGCACUCGAUUUGCGCUGGAGCAAGUUCCAACGAAAUGCAUCUCUUUUGAAGCGCCAGUUGACUUGGCAAUUUAAUGGUCAUUUAAGGAGGAAAGGGAUCAGUGGAAACAUUAAGGUUAAUUAUGAAGACAAGACUCUCUCAAUAGAGGUGAAGAUGCCCCAAGAUGCAUCCAGUGACACUGUUCGAGAUACUAGAGGGCUUUCAGGCGGGGAGCGUUCUUUCUCCACUCUGUGCUUUGCGUUAGCUCUUCAUGAAAUGACAGAGUCGCCAUUUCGAGCCAUGGACGAGUUUGAUGUGUUUAUGGAUGCCGUUAGCCGGAAAAUCAGUUUAGAUACCCUUGUUGAUUUUGCGGUGGGACAAGGGUCCCAGUGGAUUAUAAUAACCCCACAUGACAUCAGCAUGGUGAAGCCUGGAGAGAGAGUCAAGAAGCAGCAAAUGGCAGCCCCUCGGGUUUGACUGUUUAUAGCUAGCUGUUGUAUUUGGUGCAUGGUAACUUUUUUUAAAAUCCAUUUUGGUAACUUCUGGUUGCUGCUUUCAUCAGUCAAAUGCAGAGAUAUCUGUUUGAAGAUGAAGUUCUUGUGGGGAUGGAUUCAUCUCAUGUGGAAACUUUGUAACCUCCCUAAAACUUGUUAGUAAUAUUCCUUUAGAGAAA
This is a messenger RNA of Magnolia sinica, 3534 nucleotides long. RefSeq names its product structural maintenance of chromosomes protein 6B. Gene Ontology annotation, cellular component: Smc5-Smc6 complex; chromosome; nucleus. Bases 159 to 3338 code for a protein of 1059 amino acids. Gene Ontology annotation, molecular function: damaged DNA binding; single-stranded DNA binding; protein binding. The transcript has 29 exons. The record is from RefSeq and is a predicted model, not a curated record. Gene Ontology annotation, biological process: double-strand break repair via homologous recombination; chromosome organization. Lineage: Eukaryota; Viridiplantae; Streptophyta; Magnoliopsida; Magnoliales; Magnoliaceae.